AUGGAAGCGGAGCGUGCACUAAAUGCCACAAUAAAUAGCAGUACAAUGGAUAGCCAGCUGGUCACACACAGUCUCUGGGAGGUGGUCACCAUAGCGACUGUGUCUGCCAUUGUCAGCCUCAUCACCAUAGUGGGGAACAUUCUGGUGAUGCUGUCCUUUAAAGUCAACAGCCAACUAAAGACGGUAAACAAUUACUAUUUGCUGAGCCUUGCGGCUGCAGACCUCAUCAUUGGCAUCUUCUCCAUGAACUUGUACACUUCCUACAUUCUGAUGGGUUACUGGGCUUUAGGGAACCUGUCCUGUGACCUGUGGUUGGCUGUGGACUACGUGGCCAGUAACGCGUCAGUCAUGAACUUGCUAGCGAUCAGUUUCGAUAGAUACUUUUCCAUCACUAGGCCUCUUACGUAUAGAGCCAAACGUACUCCCAGGCGGGCAGGCGUCAUGAUAGGUUUGGCCUGGUUGGUGUCGCUCAUUUUGUGGGCACCGCCUAUCUUAUGCUGGCAAUACUUUGUGGGGAAAAGAACCGUCCCCGAGAGACAAUGCCAGAUUCAGUUUUUCUCAGAACCCAUUAUAACAUUCGGAACGGCUAUCGCUGCGUUUUAUAUCCCCGUGUCAGUCAUGACCAUCCUCUACUGUCGGAUCUACAAAGAAACUGAAAAAAGGACCAAGGAUUUAGCAGAGCUUCAAGGAGCCAACCAGUCCGCGCAACCUGAUGUGACCAAGCCUCAAAUGAUCCGAUCAUGUUUUAGUUGUAAAUUAAGAUCCGGCUCGAAGGACUGCACUCAGGCCUCGUGGUCGUCCUCGUGCAGGAACCAAGCUGCCAAAUCCGCUGCCUCCAACACCGACGAGUGGUCCAAAGCCGGUCAGCUGACCACCUACAACAGCUACCCGUCCUCAGAAGACGAAGACAAGUCCGUGUCUUUUGGGAACCAGGUUUGUGAAGUCAGCAAGAGCGCGGCGGGGAGCGAAACGGAGCAGCUCAGCAGCUUCGACGAGGAAAACUUUUACCAAACGUCUUCCCAAAGCAACUCUCAAAGGAGUAGCAAGCGCGUGUCGUAUAAGUUCAAGUCCAAAGACACCCUCGCGCCUCACCCGAGCAAAAACGGUGACGCCAAAAGCGCCUUUUCUUCAGCCGAGUCCAUGAGCACUCAGGCCGCCUCUUCAGCAUCCAAGGACGUCACGCUAAAGAACCACAUGACCAAGAGGAAGAGGAUGGUGCUGAUUAAAGAGAGGAAGGCAGCUCAGACCCUCAGCGCCAUACUUCUGGCCUUCAUCCUUACAUGGACGCCUUAUAACAUCAUGGUGCUCAUUUCCACCUUCUGCUCGGACUGCAUUCCCCUGUCUCUGUGGCACCUCGGCUACUGGCUGUGCUACGUCAAUAGCACCGUUAACCCUAUGUGCUAUGCUCUCUGCAACAAGACUUUCCAAAAGACCUUCCGCAUGCUUCUCCUCUGCCAGUGGAAGAAAAAGCGGAUUGAGGAGAAACUCUACUGGUAUGGACAAAACCCAAUUGUUGGCUCUAAACUUUCUUGA
Messenger RNA from Nerophis lumbriciformis (worm pipefish), 1533 nucleotides. The record is from RefSeq and is a predicted model, not a curated record. Lineage: Eukaryota; Metazoa; Chordata; Actinopteri; Syngnathiformes; Syngnathidae.